AUGGCUGAGUUCGCCGUUAAGAAAAUCUCUCCGAAGCUCGGAGGAGAAAGAGGAACUCGAAACCCUAACGGCCCAACUUCUUCACAUGACCUCGUCGAGCCAAUGGAGUUUCUUUACGUAGAAGUAAUCAAAACCAUCAACAAAUCUGUCCUAAACCCUAUCACCCACGCAUGUAAACCUAUCGUUGAGAUCACUCUCGGCAACUACCAAUCCUCUACCAGAGAUCUACCAAUGGGACCAAGCGGGGCCUGGAACCAAGUCUUUGCUUUCGACAAAUCUACAGCUGAUGUCUUGUCCGUUGCCCUAAAAGACGGUCAGUUUCCUAACAAUACUUUGAUCGGCAAGCAAAACUUCAAGGUGGCUGCGGAUAUUCCGUCUAGGGUUCCUCCCGAUGCAAGAAUGGCUCCUCAGUGGUACCCUAUACCGAGCACUGUGGAAGGUUACCACAUGGAGUUGCUGAUGUCGGUUUGGUUCGGUACACAAGCCGAUGAGGUUUACUCAAACGCUUGGUUUGCCGACGCGUCUACUGUGAGUGCUAGUCGCGAGAAAAACACGCGACCUAAGCUAUACCUAGCUCCAAGGCUCUGUUACGUUAGGGUUACGAUUGUUUCAGGUCAUGAUUUGAUUGCCAACGAUCGAGACCGAACACCUAACGUUUACGUGUCGGCAACUCUAGAUCAAGUCCGUUUAAAAACCAAGCCAAUCGAAAGCAAGAACCCGUCGUGGAACCAAGAUCUCAUCUUUGUAGCAUCAGAGUCGUUAGACGGAACGGUCAAAAUACAACUAUGGGAUCUCAACAAAGACCCACACGAUCAAUGCAUAGGAACAUUAGAAACGAAGCUGUCAGAGAUGACUGCGGUUAAAGUUCCAGGAGCCGCGUCGACACUGUUCUACGACAUUAAACCGGGUGGUAAGAUCCAACCGGAAGGCGACACGAGGCGGUUCGCCGGCAGACUCAAGAUGAAGCUAGCCACUGAUCAGUCCUACCACGUCUUUGAUGAAUGCACCCAAUACUGUAGUGACUACCGAGCUUUCGCAAAAGGGUUAUGGCCCGGUACGUUAGGGAAGCUAGAGGUUGGUAUUCUUGGUGCAACCGGUUUACCUCGCGCGAAAAACGCCUUAAAGGACAGGAACGCUUAUGUUGUGGCCAAGUAUGGUAAUAAAUGGGCCAGGACUCGAACCGUGGUCAAUAACAAGUCGCCUAAGUGGAACGAGCAGUAUUCUUGGGACAUAUACGAGAAGUGCACUGUCUUAACGCUUGGAGUCUACGACAACCAACAGAUCUUUAGUAUCGAUAAAGAAAACGAUGCUCCGGUCGGGAAAGUGAGGAUCCCAUUGAGUUUACUUCAAUGGAACAGGAUCUACACUGGUUCUUAUCCGAUCUUGGUGUUAGGUAAAGAAGGGUUAAAGACAACAGGUGAGAUUCAGCUAGCGGUUCGCUGCGCUUGUCCACCGCCAACGUUAACGUUCUUUCCACCUUCCUACGCGUUUGCUACGGCUCCUUUCCGUUUGCUGCUACCCAAGUCUCACUACAAGUCUCCAAUAUCGUUGCCUCAGAUCGACCGUCUGCGAGAGUUAGCUGUCGGUGUGAACUGUCAGAACCUGGCGAGAACUGAGCCGCCAUUGAGAAACGAAGUCGUAAAGGAUAUGUUGUCGCCGAAGAACAAUAACUUCAGUAUGAGAAAAACCAAAGCCAAUGUCGACAGGCUUUAUGACUUCUUUACGUGGCUGUCAAGCAAGUAUGGUCGGUUAGAUGCAGAGGUCAGGUCCACGACAGAUAACACUCCGAAGUGGAUCACGUUUGCUGUCUGUUUUUGUGUUCUUUGGUUGCUGCCGCCGUUAACGCUGUGGUUGGUGGUUUAUCUAUAUCCGUAUUGCCUCGUGUCAUUCAGUGUUUACGUAAUGAUCAAGGUCUUGGUGGAAUAUUACAAGACGAGGAAUGGUACUGGUCCUCCUCCUCCUUUGGUUCUCUUCGACGUGAAGCUCUCGAGGCUCGAGAAACUCGACGACACGCAGGCGCUUGACGAGAUAGCCGAGGAGUUCGACGCGACGUCGGCUGUCGACCCGCAGGUUCUCAAGAUGAGGUACGAUAGGUUGAAAGCUAGUGGUGCGGAGGUGAUGGUGUUUUCGGGGGAAGCUGCGUCACAGUUCGAAAGGUUUCACGCGCUUUGGAUGUUAUGUACGAGCAAUAAAGUCGUGUUGAUUUGCGUCCUGGCCCUGCUUUACCCGGUCUUGCUCGUCUAUUACUAUUUUUCGUUGGAGUCUCUGGUUAAGGCUUUCAUUACCGUCUUUGUUUUUAAAUGGGUUAACUUCACGUUUAAUCGGUUGGAUCUGCCCUCUGCCUUCAAGAACUUCUUCAGAAGAUUGCCUAACAAAGAACACCUCAUGAUGUGA
Molecule: messenger RNA, 2394 nt
Organism: Brassica oleracea var. oleracea
Lineage: Eukaryota; Viridiplantae; Streptophyta; Magnoliopsida; Brassicales; Brassicaceae
Product: protein QUIRKY
Exons: 2
Coding region: 1-2394 (797 amino acids)
Source: RefSeq, a predicted model, not a curated record